Molecule: messenger RNA, 1626 nt
Organism: Acanthisitta chloris (rifleman)
Lineage: Eukaryota; Metazoa; Chordata; Aves; Passeriformes; Acanthisittidae
Product: melanopsin-like
Exons: 9
Biological process (GO): G protein-coupled receptor signaling pathway; visual perception
Cellular component (GO): membrane
Molecular function (GO): G protein-coupled receptor activity
Source: RefSeq, a predicted model, not a curated record
UUGAACAUGAGCACCCAGCCACACACUGUGACCAAGGUAGAGAUCCCCAGCCAUGUUCUUUACACUGUAGGAACGUGUGUGCUCAUUAUUGGCUCCGUUGGCAUCAUCGGAAAUCUCCUAGUUCUCUACGCAUUUUUCAGCAACAAGAAGCUGAGGACACCCCAAAACUACUUUAUAAUGAAUUUAGCUGUGAGUGACUUCCUGAUGUCGGCUUCUCAGGCACCUAUGUGUUUUGUCAACAGCUUGCACAGAGAGUGGAUACUUGGAGAUAUAGGCUGUGACUUGUAUGCUUUCUGUGGGGCACUCUUUGGAAUAACUUCAAUGAUGACUUUAUUGGCUAUCUCUGUGGACCGGUACCUCGUGAUCACUCAGCCCCUGCGGUCCGUACGGUGGACUUCAAAGAAACGCACCGUGCAGAUCAUUGCCGUCGUGUGGCUGUACUCACUGGGCUGGAGCGUGGCUCCGCUCUUCGGCUGGAGUUCCUAUGUGCCUGAAGGCUUGAUGAUAUCCUGUACAUGGGACUAUGUAACCUACUCCCCUGCAAACAGAAGUUACACAAUGAUUUUAUGUUGUUGUGUGUUUUUUAUUCCCCUGAUAAUAAUAUUCCAUUGCUAUUUAUCUAUGUUCCUGGCCAUAAGACGUACUGGCAGGUAAGCAAUGUAGUUGGGGUCCUGCAACCGGAAAUCCUACCUCUCCCAGUCCAUGAGGAAUGAGUGGAAACUGGCAAAAAUUGCAUUUGUUGUCAUCAUUGUGUUUGUCUUGUCCUGGUCUCCAUAUGCUUGUGUCACCUUGAUUGCCUGGGCAGGUCGAGGCAACACCCUAACACCAUAUUCCAAAUCUGUGCCAGCAGUUAUUGCCAAAGCUUCUGCAAUCUACAACCCCAUCAUAUAUGCAAUAAUUCACCCAAGAUACAGAAAAACUAUCCACAAUGCUGUUCCCUGCUUGAGGUUUCUAAUACGAAUAUCGAAGAAUGACCUCCUAAGAGGCUCCAUAAAUGAGUCAUCAUUCAGGAACUCUCUCUCCAGCCACCAGUCUCUUGCUGUCAGGACCAAGAGCACUUGUGUUUCAUCCAUUUCCAUUGGAGAAGCUGCCUGGAGUGAUGUAGAGCUUGACCCUGUAGAGCCAGCUCAUGAGAAACUGAAGCCUCACCGAAGUCAUUCUCUCUCAACAAGUCUGAGACAAGAGAAGAGAGACCUGCUCCCAGAGACCUGCAGCUGCAAUGCAGCAACUGCAGAAAAGGGUGUGCUCUCCUCCAGCUGUUUGGUGAAGGUGAUUGAGCAGCCAGUCCUACACAGCUCCCCUGCAGCACUUGUGACCAGCUCCCUAAGAGCAGCUUCUCUACCUGUUGGUUUGAAUAGCAGUGGUGUCAGCAGAGAAGAAUCAAUUACUUCACAGAUGGCAAGUCAAGAAAGUAAAGUUAAUGGAGCCCUGGACUCUAUCGUUAGCAAUGCAGUCCCUCGCAUCAUCAUCAUUCCCACCUCAGAGACCAACCUAUUUCAGGAGGAACUGGAAGAGGAAGAGACUCAAUUAUUCCACUUUCAUGACAAAAAGGGCAAUCUGCUGGACUUGGAAGGGCUUAGCUCAUCCAUGGAAUUCCUUGAAGCUGUUGAGAAAUUUCUAUCAUAA